AUGACCAAUCAAGGAGUACCUAGGGAUUGGGAGCAUUUUAAGACUACUUUCCUGGAUAAGUAUUUUCCUAGCUCCUUGAGAACUCAGAAAGAAUUUGAGUUUCAGCAGCUUAGACAGGGUACUAUGACAAUAGUUCCGUAUGCUGAGAAGUUUGAAGAUAUGGCUGCUUAUUCUAGACAAGCCGCGUACGCACCAGAUGAGAGGUGGAAGAUUGAUCAGUUUGUUUUUGGUCUAAGGGGUGAAAUUUCUCAUAGUGUUUCUCAAAGGGAAUUCACUACUUACGUUGAAUUAUUAAGGCAAUGCUAUGUGGAUGAGAACAGUUUGAAGAAAGUUCAAGAAGAAAUGGAUCAAUAUAGGAGUGGACAGAGAGACCAAGGGAGGCCAGGUAGCCAAUUUAUGCCUAGACCUCAGGCUUUCAAAGGAAAACAGGUGGAACAUGCAAGACCUAACCAUCCUCCUCAAUGUCAAGUAUGUAAGAAGUCUCAUUUUGGAAGAUAUGAUGGAAGUGGAAUUAGGUGUUUUACUUGUCAGAGAGAGGGUCACAUGUCUAGGGAGUGUCCCCAAAAUAAGAAUCAGAUGCAGGGGAGGAAUACUGGUCGAGUUUAUACUUUGGAUGCAAGGAAGGCUAAGAGCAACAAUGCCUUAAUUGCUGGUACGUGUCUCGUCAAUGAUCACCCUUGUUUUGUAUUGUUUGAUUAUGGGGCGACACACUCAUUUGUAUCAAUUCAAUGCAUGAAGCGUCUUGGCUUACAAGAAAUUCCCUUGUCUCCUCCUAUGAUGGUUACUACCGCCAUGGAUGAUGUGGUUGAGAAACUAUGGAUUUGUGAAAAUUGUUCGCUCUCGGUGAAUGGUAGAAUUUUUCAGAUUGAUCUUAUUUGUUUACCACUUAAGAAGGUUGACGUGGUUUGGGGGAUGGAUUGGCUUUCUGCCAAUUCGGUGUUUAUUGGAUGUGAAGAGAAGUUGAUUAUCAUUCUGUAA
Lathyrus oleraceus (garden pea) is the source of this 978-nucleotide messenger RNA. RefSeq lists its product as uncharacterized. The record is from RefSeq and is a predicted model, not a curated record. The coding region runs from base 1 to 978 and encodes 325 amino acids. NCBI's taxonomy places the organism in Eukaryota, Viridiplantae, Streptophyta, Magnoliopsida, Fabales, Fabaceae. Gene Ontology annotation, molecular function: zinc ion binding; nucleic acid binding. The transcript has a single exon.